ACCAAUAAAAGCAGAGAGAUUGAUCUUUCUGAAAACCAGCAAAGUCAAAUCUGCAACUCCCUAAGACCCAGAAGAUGAAAAGAGAAAGAAAAGAGAGGGGGGGCAGGUUUGCAACCGAGGAAGAAACAUGAGAGAGAGAGGUAGAGAGAGAGGCAGGGAUUCAGGUAUCAGGCACCGCUCGAGGACAAGACGGAUAGCACUAGGAAGAGAGUGGAUUAGUAACCAAGAGAGAAGCCGACAGGUGAGGACACGAGAUGUACAGCAACAGAGUUGGAACAGAAACAGGAAGGGCUCCGAUGAAUGGGGAUACAACAGAGGGAUAUACAAGCAAGCCACAAACUUCUUCUUUACAAAUAUACCGGACGACUGGAGCUACAAUGAUAUGUGGAGCACAUUUGGCAAGUAUGGGCGGAUAAUCUCUAUUUAUAGUCCACAGAGAAGAAGUAAGAGUGGAAGCAGGUUCGGUUUUGUUAGAUUUUUGGAAGUGAGGAAUGCUAUGGAGCUAGAGAGUCAACUAGAUCAGAUCAGGAUUGAGGGGCGAAAGAUAUGGGUAAAUCUAGCCAAGUAUCUAGAGGAGAGAGGCGAAAAGGAAAAGGUUAGGAGUGGCAUCAACGAAAAUAAAGUUACUCAUGGGAAAUCAUAUGCUGAUGUUGUACGAGGAGAACAAGGAGGAGACCCAAGGAAAACCAGAGAUCAGAUGCCAACGACCAGUCUGAAGUUUGAACCCCAUAGACAGCCGGAACAGAGACAGGAAUGGAAAAUGAAAAAUAGAGAAGAAGAGUGGUCGGUGGUUCUCAGAAGUAACACCGUGGUUUCCUUCAAUGGUGGCAAAAGAGAGGUUCGUCUGGAUAAGGUGCCAAGUACAAGCAAGAGAAGAAGAUUUGACAUUGCCAGGUUCCUCAUCUCAACAAUAAUGAUGGAGUCAAUCUCAGUAAAAAGGAAGAUUAAAGUGAAUGGAGCAAUGUAUGAGCUAAAAUUCACAGAAGAAGAACUGACAAACAGCCUUUUUUUUCUAAAAUAUGAUUUCAUGCCAAGUUUCAAUAGCGACCCAGAGUAUGAUGAAUCAUGGUCUGAAGACACCGAUUAUUGUGAUGGUUGUGACGAGAUAAGCAAAGAAGUAGAUAAAGAGACAACCGCUGGUGAAGAAGAGGUGGCCGGAGACAACAUAGAGUGCGAAGGAAGAGGAAGUAAGUUGGUUGUAGCUCCGACACCCGGGGCAAAAUUUGAAUUGGAUGGAACAGGUAAUGAUGAGACACAGCUCAACAAGGGUGACAGACCAUUCCAAAGCAGGGUGGGUGAGGAAGAGACGGUAGAAAUGGUAGCGGAAAGCUUUGACAUGGAAAUAGAAGAAGAUGACGUCGGUGACAGAGAAAGAGUUGGAGAGUGUGAAGCUGAAUUUAAAAAAGGGAGGCAAACUAGUUCAGGCCUAAUAGCAAGCUCAGGAAGAAUUGAACCGAGCCUACAACCUCAACCCAAUCCAAAAACAUUGGGCCAACAGAACAGAACAAUGGAACCGAGGGGAAAAGAAGCAUGGGUCUGUGAAAAAGGCUUGGAGAAUUUACAACUGGGAGAACACUCUAGGCCCGAGGGACUUGGAAGUGAAGAUGGGAGUGAGAAGGAGUGGAUGAGAGUGAUGCCGAAGCAAGGCAAGCAGAAAAUAAAGAAAAAAGUCAAAGCGUGUAGCGCGGUAUACAAAAGAUUAGUUCCUCUUGAAGUCAUGAAUCAGAAGAAGAAAGACAAAGGCAGAUCUGGGUCGAGUCAAGCAGAGGAGGAGGAAACUUCACAAUGUCGUUCGAGCACAAGCAACUCGAGGAUCGGGGCGGUAAUAGAGGAAGAGAAGCCGGUCAUCAGGAAGCUCGAGGAGAUGGAGAAAAAGGAUAGAGCAACAAAAGAGGCAAAAAACGCAAGAGGAGCAAGUGAAGUACAGAAGGAAACCAAGAAGUGUGGGUUAGAUAGGAAUUAUUGUAAAAGGUUAUGGCACUCAAAAGACUUUGAUUGGGUAGUGAAGGAUUCCGUAGGAAGGUCAGGAGGGUUGUUGUGUGUAUGGAAUUCUAAAGCCAUUAGUGUGAAGCACGUCUGGGAAGGAGAGAAGUUCAUUGGUAUCCAAGGGGUGUGGACUGCAGAGAACGUUGUGGUCAAUGUCGUCAAUGUUUAUUCCCCAUGCCAACUUGCUGGAAAAAGAAUCUUAUGGCUGGAGUUAAAAAAUUUAGUUCUGCAAACAGGAGGAAUGUGGUGUGUUGUGGGAGAUUUUAACGCAGUCCAGAAAGUCGAGGAGAAGAUAGGGAGUAAAAGAUUAACUACAGAGAUGGGAGAGUUUGACAACUUCAUUAUAAAAUCGGAACUGAUUGAUAUUCCGUUAGUGGGUAGAAAAUUCACAUGGUACCAAACAGGGGGCAAAUUCAUGAGUAGAAUUGAUAGAGUACUGUUGUCAGAGGAAUUGUUAUCCAGGUGGGGGGAAGCUACACAAUGGGGGUUGAGUAGAACAGUCUCUGAUCACUGCCCUAUCUUGCUUAGACAUAAGAAAGUGAAUUGGGGACCCAAACCAUUCAGAUUCUUUGAUAUAUGGUUUGAGCAAAAAGAGUGCAGGGAGCUUAUAAGAAAAGCAUGGGAACAAGCAAACAUCCAAGGAUGGGCUGGGUUUCAACUUAAGGAAAAGCUAAAGAUCACCAAGGAAGCACUGAAGAAGUGGAGCAAAAGCUUUGUACUCGAAAUUGACAGCAGAAUAAAAGAGGCCACAGCACAGAUUGAGCAGUUAGAUCUGAAAGGGGAGUCGGAGCAGCUAGCAAAUGAGGAGAUUGAAAGAAGAAGACAGGCUUUGCUAGAUCUAUGGAACAAUAUAAGAUACAAGGAGAGUAUGCUACAACAAAAAUCUAGAAAAGCAUGGUUAUCAAAUGGGGAUAAGAACACAAAGUUUUUUCAUAGCUGUGUGAAGGGGAGGUGGAAGAGGAAUGAAAUGAAUAGCAUACAAAUAAAAGGAACUCAGUAUACGGAAGCUAGAAGAAUGAAAGAGGAGAUUGCUAGCUUUUUUCAGAACAUGUUUGCGGAAGAACAGUGGAAGAGGCCAACUUUAGAAGGAGUAAAAUUCAAGAGAAUCUUUGCAGAAGAAAACAGCUCCCUCACUACACCCUUUACCGAAGAAGAGAUUAAGACUGCAGUAUGGGACUAUCAAAGCUCAAAGGCACCAGGGCCUGAUGGAUUCAACUGCAAAUUCAUCAAAAGUGAAUGGGAGACAAUCAAAGGGGAUGUCAUCGGGUUUCUAGAGGAAUUCCAGAGAAAUGGCAAGUUGGUGAAAGGUCUAAAUACCUCCUUCAUAGUGCUGGUGCCAAAAGUAGAAAACCCACAGAAAAUUGAAGAAUACAGACCUAUCUCGCUUAUUGGGGCGGUAUAUAAAAUUCUUGCCAAAACUCUGGCCAACCGUCUUAAGAAUGUGUUGGCAGGGGUAGUGGGUGAACAGCAAAUGGCAUUUAUAAGCGGAAGACAAUUGCUGGAUGGGGUCAUGAUAGCAAAUGAGAUUGUGGAUGAAACAAAAAAGAAGAAGAAGAAAGCUUUUAUGCUCAAGAUUGACUUUGAGAAAGCUUAUGACAAGGUUAGCUGGAGCUUCUUGGAUUUUAUGCAGCAGAAGAUGGGAUUUUCUACUAAGUGGAGGAAAUGGAUCAUGGAGUGUCUGAAAUCCAGCAUGGUGUCGGUAUUAGUCAAUGGCAGUCCUACAAGGCAAUUCAUGGUUUCGAGAGGCCUUCGGCAAGGGGAUCCACUGUCACCUUUCUUAUUUUUAAUCAUCGCAGAAUGGAUGAAUGGGCUAACUUCAAAAGCAAUACAAAAUGGGUUAUUGAAAAGAGUGGAAGUAGGACAUGGAGGAUUCAAGGUCUCACACCUGCAAUAUGUAGAUGACACACUUCUGUUUGGUGAAGCCACCGAGGAGAAUGUCUGGGCCAUGAAGGGUAUUCUGAGAACAUUUGAGCUGGUGUCGGGGCUAAAGAUCAAUUUUAACAAAAGCCUACUCAUUGGCAUUGGGGUAGAGGAAGAGUGGCUUGACAAAAUGGCGUGGAUAAUGUGCUGCAAAAAAGGGAAUCUACCCUUCAAAUACUUGGGGAUCCCUAUUGGGGGUAGCUGUAGAAAGAUUUCCUUUUGGAAGCCGCUAGUGGAGGUCUUCCACAAGAAAUUAACAACAUGGAAGGGUCGGUACUUAUCUCUUGGCGGUCGGAUCACUCUCAUUAAUUCAGUGCUAUCCAGUCUCCCCGUGUUUUGGAUGUCGAUGUACUUGAUCCCGAAAGGUACAAUUCUUUCUCUUGAUAAAAUUCAUAGAAGAUUUUUGUGGGGUGGGGUUGAGGGAGGUAAGAAAAUAAAUUGGGUCAAAUGGGAUACAGUAUGCAUGGAUAAAGAACUAGGGGGAUUAGGAGUGAAGGACUUAAGGAAAUUUAAUUUGGCGCUGCUAGGCAAAUGGUGGGGCAGAUUAGUGAACAAGGACGACGGGCUAUGGAAAAAAGUGAUCUUAGAAAAAUAUGGGAAAGAGGGAGAACCUAGUUAUAAUUGGCUGAGGGAGAAUAUUGGCUACGGAUCAACUUGGUGGAGGGACAUAUGUAGAUUAAACAAUAUUGAGUGCAAGCAUGAGGGGUGGUUAGAGGAGGGGUUCAAAAUCAGAGUGGGAGACGGGGGUAGCAUAAAAUUCUGGUGGGAUGAUUGGUGUGGGGAAGGUCAACUGGCGAACAGAUUCCCUAGGCUUUAUUUAUUAUCUGCAGGAAAGGAUUACAACAUUUCACAGUCGGGAGGGUGGCUCAAUGAAACAUGGACAUGGCAUUUGGAAUGGAGAAGAGGAUUGCAUAACUGGGAAGAACAAGAAGUAUCAGAGCUCAUGAAAAUGAUCAACGAUAUUACAAUCACAAGAGGAAAAGAUGAUAUAUGGGAGUGGAGUCAUAGCAAAGAUGGAGAUUAUUCAUCAAAGUCAGCUUACCAAGCACUCACGAGGGAGCACGGAACGGAACAACAACAGUUGGCUCUCCACAAAGUUUGGAACACAAUUGUGCCAAACAAAAUUUCAGCAUUUUCAUGGCAAGUGCUAUAGGGUAAAAUACCUACAAAGAUCAAUUUAAUCAAAAGGGGUAUAACUCAUGGCAUAGAGGACAGCAGAUGUGACUUAUGCGAUAGCCAAACAGAGGAAGCCAGCCACCUUUUCAUCCACUGCAGCGUUGCCCACAAACUUUGGAAUGCAUGCUUCAGAUGGUGGGGGAUAAAAUCAGCUUUGGACA
Rubroshorea leprosula is the source of this 5243-nucleotide messenger RNA. NCBI's taxonomy places the organism in Eukaryota, Viridiplantae, Streptophyta, Magnoliopsida, Malvales, Dipterocarpaceae. The record is from the annotation of a GenBank genome assembly.